AUGGAAGACCGCGCGGAGAGGGAAACUCCAAAAAAUAACGGGAAAAGCAUACGGGGUCUAGCGGACUCGGAGGUGGAGGAGGACUUGGAGAAGGUCCAAGCAAUGGAAACCGUCUCUGGGGCUGGAUUCUGCAAAAUCAGCCUCUCAGAGUGGGCGAAGGGGUACAAAACGGUGGGAUUCCAGGGAACACACCUGCACCAGGCAAUAGAAGAGCUGAAGAGAAUGCGGGAAAAUGGAAGCAAAGUCUUUCUGGGCUACACAAGCAACAUGAUUUCUUCAGGGCUUCGGGACGUCAUUGCGUACUUAGUCCGGAACAAGUUCGUGGACGUCCUUGUGACAACAGCUGGGGGCGUUGAAGAAGACAUUAUAAAAACCCUCCGGCCCUCGAGAAUGGGAGACUUUUCCAUGGACGGAGCUUCUUUGCGGUCCAGCGGCCUGAAUCGUGUGGGAAAUGUCCUGAUCCCAAACGAAAACUACUUUUUAUUCGAGGAGUGGAUGACCUCCUUCCUCGACGGGAUUAUCGCAGGGGAUGUGUCGGAAAAGUGCAGCGAAGAAGUGCAGGGCCUGGGCUGCGGAUACAGGAAGGCCGGAGAUAUUACAAUUAUCACGCCCUCCAGGCUCAUACACGAGAUGGGCCGGAAAGUGGAAUGCGCGGAGUCCGUCUACUACUGGGCGCACAAAAACAGCAUUCCCGUCUACUGCCCUGCAAUUACAGACGGCUCAAUUGGGGAUAUUAUAACGUACUACAAGAGAAGGCGGGACCUGGUAAUUGAUACGGUGGAGGAUAUAGCCAGGAUAAACGGAGAGGGCCUCUUCUGCGAGAGUACGGGUGCCCUGGUCCUUGGGGCAGGCGUUGUUAAGCACCACAUUCUCAACGCAAACCUCUUCAGAAACGGCCUGGAUCACUGCGUGCUCGUAAACACUGCGCAGGAAUAUGACGGAAGCGAUGCAGGAGCACGCGUGGACGAAGCCGUCUCCUGGGGGAAGAUAAAAAAGCACACGAACUCCGUGAAAGUCCAUGCGGAUGCGACCAUUGUUCUUCCGAUUCUUGUGGGGGCAGUUUGGCCAGACGGAGAGUAA
Messenger RNA from Nematocida major, 1080 nucleotides. RefSeq names its product deoxyhypusine synthase. Gene Ontology annotation, biological process: peptidyl-hypusine biosynthetic process. NCBI's taxonomy places the organism in Eukaryota, Fungi, Microsporidia. The coding region runs from base 1 to 1080 and encodes 359 amino acids. The record is from RefSeq and is a predicted model, not a curated record. Gene Ontology annotation, cellular component: cytoplasm. The transcript has a single exon. Gene Ontology annotation, molecular function: deoxyhypusine synthase activity.